UAUAUCUCGCUCGAGAAGAUGGUCAAACUGAUGCAAGCCCAUUGGUUCCCGCUGUCGUCGCAGGGCAACAUUUACACUCUGACAUUUUUGCAAUCGUGCAAGGGAUCGGCCAAGAUACUUGUUGCAUGUUUGAAUCGUAAAAUUUAUUCCUGCGAGUAUCACAAGCACUCCGAAUGGCACAUAAAACCGCUCGUGAAAGAGUUACUUUUCACUUAUAUCCCAUCUGGAGCAGAAAUUAUUGCAAUCGAUGCUUAUAACAAAUCAACGACUGCGGAUGAAUUUGUUAUUGGAAUAAGUAUAAUUAAACCAACAGGAGAGACUUGCAUGGAACGAUACUUAAAUAUAUAUUCGGAAGGUGCUGUUGAUGGAGAUGAUAGUAUAACCAGUUUGGAAUCGAUAGCUCAGAGUUGUUUAAUGGUUGAGUUAUCCUACACUCCAUACUUACUUUAUCACACAAUUAUUCCAAAAUCUCCUGAUAAAGAGAUAGUGUGGCUAAUAUCUGGAAGCGAUUAUAAAAUUCAUGGAGUUCGUGAAGAUAAACAGAAUCAUAGUUAUACUGAGUUUCAAUUGGACAAAUUUUUCCCAGAAUUGGAUCAGUUAAAAGCAAUUGCAUUAUGGAUUGAUAUAUACUAUUACGAUGAUUUCCAGUGGAGAUUAACAGCUAUUUCAUGUGAAUGUGGUUUAUUGAAACUGGCUAAAGUCAAUGUAGAUAGUUUAGAAAUAAUUCAAAAAUGGUCUUUGCGAUAUGAUAAUCCAGUCAGUAGCGUACGCAUAUUUCCUAAUAAAUUUGGAGUACAGUUACCGGCAUGUCUAAACGUUAGAUCCAAUGAACUUAAUGUUAAGAAGGAUAAUAAAAUAAAUGUGAUGUUGACUAGUGGAAACAAAGCAGUUGUGUUUCAAAAUAUUUUGCAUAACCAGCUUGAUUCGGAUAUAACUCUUGGUGGUAAUGAAUCAACUUCUGAUUUUAUUGUUUGCUCUUGCAUCGCAGAUAUAAAUAUGGAUGGUAAAAAUGAAAUCUUGCUGGGCACAUAUAAACAAGAAGUUCUUAUAUAUGAAUCAAUCAAUGAUACCUGGAAAUUAACAGACAAAAAACUUUUUGAUGCUCCAGUUCACUCUAUAAAAUAUUUAGAUUUAGCUGGAGAUGGAGUAAAAGUUUUGGUCAUUCAAACACAGCGAAGUGUUCACAUAUUACAGCAUGAUCCACAAGAAACAAUGAAUUUAUGGUCAGAGCGAUUCUCAAAGCUAGUUUCUUUACUUGAUGCUAGAUAAUAAAUCAAAAAUAUUGUUGUUAAAUCAAAAGGAAUAAAAUUGUAAACUAUAUGAAUGUUGAUUUAUGCUAAUUUUUAUAUUUUACA
This is a messenger RNA of Trichogramma pretiosum, 1355 nucleotides long. RefSeq names its product KICSTOR complex protein kaptin-like. Gene Ontology annotation, molecular function: actin filament binding. Gene Ontology annotation, cellular component: KICSTOR complex; lamellipodium; actin cytoskeleton. Gene Ontology annotation, biological process: negative regulation of TORC1 signaling; cellular response to amino acid starvation; actin filament organization. The coding region runs from base 19 to 1269 and encodes 416 amino acids. The record is from RefSeq and is a predicted model, not a curated record. The transcript has 7 exons. NCBI's taxonomy places the organism in Eukaryota, Metazoa, Arthropoda, Insecta, Hymenoptera, Trichogrammatidae.